AAUAAGCCUUGCACUGGGCGGGGCUCAGGGCCCACCGCAUGCUGCGUAGCGCGGGUGAUUUAAAACCCGGCAGCCUGCGCCUGGGACCCGACCGGAUGCUCCUUGGCGUCGCCUCGGGUCUCCGGACUCCUCUGAUUGGACGUGGUUGCGUUCGGCCGCCCAAUGGCGAGGAGGUGCGCGGCUUCCCGGAAGUGGCGGCGUGGUCAGGGCUGGCCUGGGCUUCAGCUGCAGUUUUGGGGUCCGGGACGUUGGGAUCGGCGGCGAUAUGAGUUCCUUCGAGGGGCAAAUGGCCGAGUAUCCAACUAUCUCCAUAGACCGUUUCGACAGGGAGAACCUUAGGGCCCGCGCCUACUUCCUGUCCCACUGCCACAAGGAUCACAUGAAAGGAUUAAGAGCCCCUACCUUGAAAAGAAGGUUGGAGUGCAGCUUGAAGGUUUAUCUAUACUGUUCACCUGUGACUAAGGAGUUGUUGUUAACUAGCCCGAAAUACAGAUUUUGGGAGAAACGAAUUAUAUCUAUUGAAAUCGAGACUCCUACCCAGAUAUCUUUAGUGGAUGAAGCAUCAGGAGAGAAGGAAGAGAUUGUCGUGACUCUCUUACCAGCUGGUCACUGCCCGGGAUCAGUUAUGUUUUUAUUUCAGGGCAAUAAUGGAACUGUCUUGUACACGGGAGACUUCAGAUUGGCACAAGGAGAAGUUGCUAGAAUGGAGCUUCUGCACUCGGGGGGCAGAGUCAAAGACAUCCAAAGUGUAUAUUUAGAUACUACUUUCUGCGAUCCGAGAUUUUACCAAAUUCCAAGUCGGGAGGAGUGUUUAAGUGGAAUCUUAGAGCUGGUUCGAAGCUGGAUCACUCGGAGCCCGUACCAUGUUGUGUGGUUGAACUGCAAAGCGGCUUAUGGCUAUGAAUAUUUGUUCACCAACCUUAGUGAAGAAUUAGGAGUCCAGGUUCACAUGAAUAAGCUAGACAUGUUUAGGAACAUGCCUGACAUCCUUCAUCACCUCACAACGGACCGCAACACUCAGAUCCAUGCAUGCCGGCAUCCCAAGGCAGAGGAGUAUUUUGAGUGGAGCAAAUUACCCUGUGGAAUUACUUCCAGAAAUAGAAUUCCACUCCACAUAAUCAGUAUUAAGCCAUCCACCAUGUGGUUUGGAGAAAGAAGCAGAAAAACAAAUGUAAUUGUGAGGACUGGAGAGAGUUCAUACAGAGCUUGUUUUUCUUUUCACUCCUCCUACAGUGAGAUUAAAGAUUUCUUGAGCUACGUCUGUCCUGUGAACGCAUAUCCAAAUGUCAUUCCAGUUGGCACAACUAUGGAUAAAGUUGUCGAAAUCUUAAAGCCUUUAUGCCGGUCUUCCCAAAGUAUGGAGCCAAAGUAUAAACCACUGGGAAAACUGAAGAGAGCUAGAACAAUCCACCGAGACUCAGAGGAGGAAGAUGACUAUCUCUUUGAUGAUCCUCUGCCAAUACCUUUAAGGCACAAACUUCCAUACCAGGAAACUUUUCAACCUGAGGUAUUUUCAAUGACUGCAGUAUCAGAAAAGCAGCCCGAAAAACUGAGACAAACUCCAGGAUGCUGCAGAACAGAGAGUACGCAGAGCUCUCAUUUCACAAACUUUGUAGAUUGUGAAGAAUCCAACAGUGAAAGUGAAGAAGAAUUAGGAAUCCCAGCUUCACUGCAAGGAGAUCUGGGCUCUGUACUUCACCAGCAAAAGGCUGAUGGGGAUGUACCCCAGUGGGAAGUAUUCUUUAAAAGAAAUGAUGAAAUCACAGAUGAGAACUUGGAAAACUUCCCUUCCUCCAUAGAGGCAGGGGGAUCUCAGUCACCGAAGCUUUUCAGUGACUCUGAUGGAGAAUCAACUCACAUCUCCUCCCAGAAUUCUUCCCAGUCAACACACAUAACAGAACAAGGAAGUCAAGGCUGGGACAGCCAAUCUGAUACUGUUUUGUUAUCCUCCCAAGAGAGAAACAGUGGGGAUAUUACUUCCUUGGGCAAAGGUGACUACAGACCAACAAUCAAAGAGAAUAUUCCUUCCUCUCUAAUGGAACAAAAUGUAAUUUGCCCAAAGGAUACUUGUUCUGAUUUGAAAAGCAGAGUUCAAGAUGUAACAACAGUUCCUAGUACUAGAGAACCAAUUACUCUAAGCAGUGAGAAACAUAUACCUGAGGAAAAAAGUUUGCUAAAUCUUAGCACAAAUGUGGAUUCCCAGAGCUCUUCUGAUUUUGAAGUUCCCUCAACUCCAGAAGCUGAGUUACCUAAACGAGAGGAUUUACAAUAUUUAUAUGAGAAGCUGGCAACUGGUGAGAGUGUAGCAGUCAAAAAAAGAAAAUGCUCACUCUUAGAUAUCUAAGAAUUCAAAGUGCUUCAACCUAGAGCAACCACUAAAAAACCUGCAGAGAGAUGACAGUCAAUAUUACAAUAGAGAAAAUAUUAUACUUAAAAAUGUUCAAAUAACCUGGUUUGGUGUGGUGGCUCACACCUGUAAUCCCAGCACUUUGAGGUGGGCAAUCGCUUGAGCUCAGGAGUUCGAGACCAGCCUGGCCAACAGUGAGAUGUGUCUCUACUUACAAAAAAAAAAAAAAAAAAAGCCAGGCGUGAUGGUGGGCCACUCUGGAGGCUGAGGUGAGAGGAUCACUUGAGCCCAGGAGAUUGAGGAUGCAGUGAACCGUGACUGUGCCACUGUACCUCCAGUCGACUGGGUGACAGAGCAAGACCCUGUUGGGGGAAAAAAAAAAACGCAAGGCACAGUGGCUCAUGCCUGUAAUCUCAGCUUCUCAGGAGGCUCAGGCAGGAGAAUCACUUGAACACAGGAGGUGGUGGUUCAGUGAGCUGAGAUUGUGCCAUUGCACUCCAGGCUAGGCAACAAGAGCAAAACUCUAUCUCAAAAAAAAAAAAAAAAAAAAAAAAAAAAAAUGGUAGAACUAAACCCAUACAUCUCAAUGAUUAUACUAAAUGUAAAUGGUCUAAGCACAUCAAUGACAAGAGACAUGGGGAAGAAAACCAACAUAACCCGAUGAUCUGCUGUCUAUAAAGAAAGUCAAUUCAAGUGAUAGAUAGGUUAAAAGGAUGGAAAAAAAAAAACCAUGUACACGAUUAAAGAUGGAGUCGUUAUACAGACAGUUUCCUAAUGAUAAAAGGUCUAGUUCACCAAGAAGACAAAAUAAUCCUAAAUGUAUAUGCACCUAACAGCUCCAAAAAUUUAUGAAGCUAAAACAGCUGAAAAGAGACAAACUAAUGCACAAUUACAGUUAGGGAUUAACAUCCCUCCUUAGAACUAGUAUAUAUACAUUAAUCAGUAAGAAUAUAGAACUGAAAAUCAUAAGCUGACUGGAUUAAAUUGACAUUUAUAGAACACUCCACCCCAAAACAGCAGAAUAUAUCUCCUGAAGUAUACAUGGAACAUUCAGCAUGAUAGAUCAUAUCUUUGAUCAUAAACAUGCUUGAUUUAAAUUGACAAACUUGGAUCUAUUACGAUAAACUGAUGGCUGUAGACAAAAUCAGCACCUUAUUUAUCCCCAAAGAUAUUAAACCACUUAACCUUGAUGUGACUAUGGUGGCAAAAUUAGAAGUGGACAAUUAGGAUAUAAAAGAAAAUGCUCAAGAAUUAAAUGGCAGCCAGGCACAGUAACUCAUACCUGCAAUCCCAGUACUUUGGGAGGCUCAGGGCAAUCGCUUGAGCUCAGGGUUUUUAGUCCAGCCUGGGCAACACAGGGAGACCCUGUCUCUACAAAAUGUUAGCCAGGCAUGGUGGUAAGCACCUGCAGUCCUAGCUAUUUGAAAGGCUUAGGUGGCAGCAUAGAUUGAGCCCAGGAGGUUGAAACUGCAGUGAGCUGAUUGUGCCCAGCCUGGGCAACAAAGCAAGCCCCCAUCUCCAGAAAAAUAAAUAAAAAAACCUCUGUGUUAUUCAUUCUCAAAAUCCAUCAAUGUGUUAGGCCUUUAUGUUACGCAUGAGGAUUUUUAACAAGUUUUAACAAAUAUUCAUGAACACUUUGUUAUUCUGACAUUUCACAGAUUAUGGAAGCAAAAGCAGAGACAUCACUUAAAACAAUUUGCAGGCCAGUUAAACACUUGAUUAUCAUGAUGCUGCAUGGCAAUCAGACCAAAAAGUAUUGGAUCCACCUGACUAAUUAGGGUAACAAGACUCAGAGUAUCGACGUAACCAUACACACUUGUAUAUAUUCGCUGAUAACUAAAACAGUUUUAACAGUGUACCUUGUGAUCCAAAGUGGGUGUUCAAAAAAUGCCUAUAAACAUUCCUCUGAGUAUAUUCCUGGUAUUUUAUAAUCACAUUAAUAUUAUAUACUGUUACAUUUAUGUGAGAGUCUGCCAUUAUAAAUGCUGGCUGAAUGAAUUGGGCUAAGGGCUAAGACAACUACAAGAGACGUGAUCAAGAAACAGAGUGAUUACCAGAAAUCGUAUUUGGUGCUCACUCUGAUCAUGCUCGUAAGUUUUUUACAGACUAUAUAUGAACUCCUUUAAUUUUCACAACCUCCCUUUGAGGUAGAUACAUUUCUAAUCCCCAUGUACAAAUGAGGAGACAAAGGCACAGAGGUUAGGUCACAUAGCUAUGAGGCACAGGCAGAAUUCAAACACAGGCAGUUUGGCUUCAGAGACCAUGCUCUUAACUGCUAUGUUCUGAUGUCUCUCCAAAAGAGUAUAAACAUGGGCAGGGUUAAUUGUAGCAGCUACUUGGUUUUUACUUCAAGAAUCAUAAAUUACAAGAGGAAACAUGAAGUUUUCAUUUUUUGAGAUGGAGUCUCGCUCUGUCACUCAGGCUGGAGUGCAGUGGCCCUAUCAGCUCACUGCAACCUCAGCCUCCCAGGUUCAAGUGAUUUUCCUGCCUCAGCCUCCCAAGUAGCGGGGAUUACAGAUGCGUGCCACCACACCUGGCUAAUUUUUGUAUUUUCAGUAGAGACAGGGUUUCACCAUAUUGGUCAGAUUGGUUUUGAACUCCUGACCUCUGGUGAUCCACCCGCCUCAGCCUCCCGAAGUGCUGGGAUUACAGGUGUGAGCUACCAUGUCCAGCUGAAACAUGAAGUUUCAAAAUGCCAAAAUAUAUCACAGAAGACACUCAGCAGCCAGCCACAUUUAUCUUGGAGAGGAGUUCCAGGACUUAAAUGUUUAAAGAGUAUAAACUAAUUUUUUUAAAAGACUGCCUGAAGCUGAAGAUUAAAUACUUUAAAAAGUUCACUGGGUGAUCUUAGCAUGUUGACAUUAUCUUACCAGUCUAAGUUUGUUACCUUACACCAACCUGACAGGUUCAUUAGAAGCACAUGAAUACAUAUAAAAGGCAUAAAAGACUUGGUUAACGAAUAUCAGCUCUGAGUUCCAAAAUUCCUUUGCAUUUCCAGGCAGUACUUACCGUAGUAUGUUUACGCACCUGGUGAGUGAUAAUGCUCAAAAACUUCUGAAGUAUUCAUCCACAUUAUGCUAGCGAAAUGUCAAAUUGUCCUUUAAUACUCAAAUGCAUGAACCAUAACUCCUUGGCCUUUUGGCCAAGAUCAAGUGUAGUAUCAAAUCCUGAUAAGCUAUCUUAAAAGGAAAGUAACAUUUCAAGGAAUUGAAUAUAAAUCUUUGGUUAAUUUUGUUAGCACACAGUGAGGAAUACAUCAGUAUUUCUCUGCCCCUUUUAUAGUCUUACUGGAAAUGACUGUAAAACAGAAACAAAGCUAAGCCAUGGUAAAUAGAACAUUAAAUGCCCAACCUAAUUUAUUUUGCUAAGAGAAAUUGAUGAACUAAAAGAGAAACAAGUAUUGUCUACAUUUUAGAUAUGGGGGAAAAAACCCUGAGAUUAUUAAUUAUGUAUCACAAUACUCUUAUGUAGGUCCUGAAAAUGAUGGUAUCAAUAUAAUAUGUAGAGUGGAUUUAUGUUUUAAACUGGAUUACCUUUGAUAGUUGUCUUACACUGAAAAAUUCUGACGUCUUCAGGAAACCAAUGAUGAAUAGCUAAAUGUUGACUUAAAAUAGUUAAACCCCUUAAUAACAUCCUUUAGUUUCUAUUAUUUCACUGCUUAAGUUCAGCAUCUGAAUAAAAAAGGUAACAUAAGUAGUACUUAAGAUCCCAAAGGCCCAUUACAUUCUAUUAAUAAAGACAAAACAAAACUACA
Molecule: messenger RNA, 6101 nt
Organism: Chlorocebus sabaeus (green monkey)
Lineage: Eukaryota; Metazoa; Chordata; Mammalia; Primates; Cercopithecidae
Gene: DCLRE1C
Product: DNA cross-link repair 1C
Biological process (GO): double-strand break repair via nonhomologous end joining; interstrand cross-link repair; telomere maintenance
Molecular function (GO): 5'-3' DNA exonuclease activity; damaged DNA binding
Source: RefSeq, a predicted model, not a curated record